Carassius auratus (goldfish) is the source of this 3114-nucleotide messenger RNA. Its product is annotated as transmembrane channel-like protein 6. Gene Ontology annotation, molecular function: mechanosensitive monoatomic ion channel activity. Gene Ontology annotation, cellular component: plasma membrane. The transcript has 19 exons. The record is from RefSeq and is a predicted model, not a curated record. Bases 1 to 1623 code for a protein of 540 amino acids. NCBI's taxonomy places the organism in Eukaryota, Metazoa, Chordata, Actinopteri, Cypriniformes, Cyprinidae.
AUGACAACAUUUGUUCAAAAGGGUUUGUGUGGUUGGCGCUAUGGUAGAGUCUCCUGGCAGAAACCCAUAGAGCUCUGGCAGGGAGAGCUCAAAACCAUCAGAGAUCACUUCGGCAGCGGGGUUCUGUCUUAUUUCAUCUUCCUCAGAAGACUGUUACUUUACAACAUCCUCCUCUUCCUAAUCAAUGGAUUUUUCCUGGUCCUACCACAAAUCCAAUUCCACCAAAAGAAACACACUUCCUCUGAUGAGCUCUGGAUGCUUACUGGCACGGGCAUCCUCACAGACUCGGUCAUGUUUUAUGGCCACUAUUCCAAUGAAAACUGCCAAAUGUGUCCAGAAAAUUACGACAUACCACUGGCAUAUAUUUUUACUAUCGGAGCAGGCAUGUUUAUCACAUGUGUAAUGCUGGUUUACAGUAUGUCUAAAUCAAUCGGAAAGAGUUUCCAUGUCUUCAAGACUUCUGGUAACCUAGCUUUAAAGGUUUUCUGCUCUUGGGAUUUUAAAGUCAGCAAGAAACAGUCUGUUAAACUGCAGUCGACGAACAUCUGCACUCAGCUGAAGGAGAUGCUGUCUGAGCUCAGCUGUAGCAAACAGAAGAGGAACUUGUGUUCAACUUGGAGCUGCUUACACUUUCUUAUAUGGUCCAUUUGCAUCUUUUGCAUAGCUGGCUGCAUGCUGGGUGUUUACUACUUGCCCCCUAUGUUUGACCAGAUCUCUUCCAAGAAAGCUGUCGGUUUGCUGAUGCUGCCUUUGUUGGUGUCAUGCAUCAGUCACCUCCUGCCUGGUUUCUUCAACAUGUUAUCUGGGGCAGAGCAUUACGAAUCCCCGAGCACUCAGAUCUACGUGUCCAUUGUGAGGAACCUGUUGUUGAAGGGUUGCAUUUUUGGGGUAUUGUGUUACCACUGGCUCGAGCAACUUUGUUGCAGGAGGAAUGGAUUAAAUACACACCAGUGCUGGGAAACACUGGUUGGACAAGAGGUUUACCGUUUGGUUAUAAUGGACCUGCUAUUUGCAAUUUCAUACAUCAUCUUAGUAGAGUUUGUGUGGGGGCUGUGUAUUAGAAACAUGACGUUCAGAAGAAGGAAACUAGAGUUUGAUAUCGCAGAAGAUGUUCUGGAGCUCAUCUACGGCCAAACCCUUGUGUGGUUUGGUGUGCUGUUUUCACCGCUCUUGCCUGCAGUGCAAAUUGGGAAACUGUUUCUACUGUUCUACUUCAAAAAGACGAGUUUGAUGAGGAACUUCCAACUGCCCCAGAAACCCUGGAGGACCACUCAGAUGAGCACACUGUUCAUCAAGCUCCUGUUUUUCCCCUCCUUCACUGGGGCCCUUGCAUGUGUCAUUUACACAAUGUGGAGGGUCAGGCCCUCAUCAGACUGCGGGCCCUUUAGAAACCUCCACAGCAUGUUUCUGCUGAACCUGGUGGACAACCCUUUGUUCCUCUUCAUCGCCUCGGGCCUGUUCCUCACCGUUAUAUACAUUCACAUGCAAGUUUUGGAUGGCCAAAAGAUGAUCAUCGUGAGGUUACAAAAACAAAUAGACAAUGAGGGUGAAGAUAAGAAGUUCCUUAUAGCCAAACUUCAGGCCCUCAAUGAGGCGAGCGCCACGAGUCCUCAUCCGCAGUAAGGGAUGUUUUCCUUGACCUCGUCACCUGCUCAUUUAUUUCACCCCGGAAGGCUGAAUUCUACAGAAAUGAAUUCGGAAGAAUACACUGUGGGAACCCCCUCAAAAAAACCAUACCUGAGGAACCAGUGCGUCAAUGUUUUGGUUUGUCAGUCCUUCAUGCCGUUGUUUAAAGGUUAUAUUUUGUAUGGUUGAGGAAGAGCAACAGGCUAUCAAUAUGCAGUGUUUCUUGUAUCAGGUUAAUUAUGAGAUUCACUUCAGUUUAUCUAUCUGCUAUGUUUUGAACGUUUUAAAUCAAUAAAUGAAUGCAACAUAUCUGAAUGACCAUUAAUUGCUCUUAUUUUAAAUUGCUAUUAACUCUGUGAAAUACAUAUGUCUGAUUUGUCAAAUGCAGCAUUCCAUGAUGAUAAGCUUUCCACAGUGCAAGUGUUUUGUGAUGAAGAUCGGCUGACUGAACAUUACUCCUUAUUUUAACUGGUGUAUAUCCCUCGGACAAAGACUGCUAAGGUCACUUGAGAUUGUAAUGUAUGGGGUAUUUUGUCUGAACCUGUCAAACUGAGAUCUGCUGAACUGUGGUCACAUGGUCCAGAGCUCAGUUUACCGUGUGAUGUUUUGCAUUCUUUGGGAGGAGUUGCUUAAAUCUGACAUACACCUUAUUAAGGAGCUGUAAGAAACCACUUUGGUUAAUUUGGCUCCCAACAUCAGAUCAUAUCAACUACAACAGUCGUUCAGAGAGAGUUUAUUCAACAAUGCAUCCCCCACAACGUUUUUACAUCCACCUCCCAGAAAAAUAUGAAGAUUUUAAAAAAUGGGGUGAAUGGGACCAUGGGAUUUUCAUCACUGAUUUGAAUCCAUUGGUGAAACAGGGCGAGCUUCACGACUACUUUGAAAAAUUUGGGACAAUUACAGAAUGUGUAUUCACAAUCGACAAGUCAUCGGGAUGGCCAAAGGGUGUGGGCUUUGUGAGAUAUUCAUCUUCAACACAGGCUAAAGCAGCCGAAAAGGCUGGGCCGCACUGUCUUGGAGGCUUUCCCUUAAAGAUCAACAGAGUUAUUACAGAAAAAUUAAAUACUCCUCCAUGCCAAGCCUUUCAGACAGACUGUGUGUGAACUAGAAGUGGAGUAUAGGAGCACCGGAAGUGAUUUACACUAAACCUCAUCCUAACACAAUGUGAACUAAACGUUUCUGCAGGAUAAACCAGAGUAUAUUGUUAAAUUUUGUACCUAGCAUUCAGUUUGAUUUAAUGUCUGUAUGCCCUACUGUAAAUGAUAACUUUUAUAUGUAUUUCUCAAAUGUUGAAGAGCAUGCUUGGUGCAUAAUAACACUUUUGCAUUAGGAUUAAUAUUUUCCCGUGGAAAACAUCUUUUAUGUUAUACUUGGAUUAGCCUAGUUAAUGUAUAAUUAAACUCUUUAUUAACGAAUAAUUUUGUUUCAAUUUGUGAAAAUACCAUGCUAUCUGUUCUCAUACAAACUAUGUGAAAAUAGCAUAAAUAG